This is a messenger RNA of Kickxella alabastrina, 594 nucleotides long. RefSeq lists its product as uncharacterized. The transcript is spliced from 4 exons. The coding region runs from base 1 to 594 and encodes 197 amino acids. NCBI's taxonomy places the organism in Eukaryota, Fungi, Kickxellomycota, Kickxellomycetes, Kickxellales, Kickxellaceae. The record is from RefSeq and is a predicted model, not a curated record.
AUGCUCACCGAUGAACAGCAAGCCAAGUUGGUGUCCACGUUGGUGGAAGAAGUGGACAAGCAGCUGAUAUAUGCGGAACCUGGGCCCGUUCAGUCACCGACGUGCGUGCACAGUGAGAUUUCGGUGGUGGCAACGACUAUCAAGAUCAACUUUCAGCCGGAUUUCCCGAUUGCUUGGGGCAAGAGGCCGAUGAACCUGACGCCAGAUCAGAGAUCCAAGGCCACUGCCAACAUGGUCCAAAAUGAUGGCAAGGUGUUGCUCUAUGCCAGGCUGAAGAAUCACGAGAUCAAGGAGGUGGCCCCCUUUUACGAUUUCAAGCAGGAAGCAUAUAACACUGCCGCCAGAAAGAUGGUAUACAAUAUCUCAAAGGUGUCGAACUCCAUCGCUGAGCUGCUGGUGAACGAGCGCGAAUAUACGGAGAUCUGCUGGCGGCUGGCCCACGAGGGAUGGCCUAUCAUGCAGGUCCAGUCAAUUACCGAAGUUAUCAAGAGAACUUUGGAGCGCUGGAAGAGGGAGGCCUCCCUGCUCUACGCCAAGGUUUACGUGGCCAACUACUACAACUCUAUUUGUAACAAUAAUGUAUUUCUCGAUUGA